CUUGAUUGGUGCAUUGCAAACCAAAGCCGGUCGCGGCGACAGCGUCGGUGUGAUGGAGGUCACAUUUGAAGCCGUGGAAGUGCCGCCAAAGACUGCAGCGGCGCGCAAGCGUGCUACAUCCAUACUGCUUUCUGGAGACAUUGGUCUCUCAGCAGAAGUCAUGCAGCGAGGUCGUUUGCUUCCUGGCACUUAUGUCGCCUUGGUUGGACGCGUCGGUCCAUGUGAGAAGGUGUGGUUGCGCCGGACUCGCCUACUUCCAUCGACGUCAUCGCAACCUCUACAAACUGUUGACAAGAAUGGCCUGCCGACAGUAUAUGGCUCGCAUCCACAGCAGGAAAAGGGCAUUCCAUUGCACAUAACACUUCAUCCCAUUCCGAAUCACGUGGUGCCCACGGUCGAGUACAUUCAUUUGGAGUGGGUAAAGCCGCCGACGUGUUUGCCCAGCGGCCACCACCAGUCAUUGCCGUCGCUUCCACUUUUGCCCAUGCUUGUCGGAGGAAUCUUUGAGCACAACAUGACGUGGCACUGUGUUUGGCACGGCAUAGACUACGGCACUUGGCGCUGUUUUCUGGGAGGCUCAGUAUUGUCUCAGAGCUGCAAAGAAGAUCACAGUCGUGCCGCACCCGCGGUUGUCGGCGAAUUCAUUCGACAUCGCAAGGUCGGGGUGGUUGGAAGGCAGACUCAACUGACUGUGUCCCACCCGGCCAACUCAAGCUUCCGCCUCGUGCCUCCAGCUUCAAAUUCACCAUCCUAUGUGGCCAACGCCUCAGCCACUGCCCUCGUGGACUUUGCCACUCAGGCCCUCACACACCCCGAAUCCAGUUUGUGCCGUAUCUUAAUGCAUGGCCCCAUGGGCUCUGGGAAAACUAGCGCCGUCCACCACCUUGCCCACAUACACAACGCGACGCUGCUCGAGCUGGACGCGACCGUCCUCGCGCUGCAGACGCCCAUGGUAUCGUCGCUGGAGCGUCCGUUCCUAGCGUGCUUCACGGCUGCUCUCCACAUGCAGCCGGCGGUCGUGUGCAUUAAGCACAUCGAGCGCCUCUUUCCCAAAACGCUGGACGGUCCCGCGGCCACCCGCAUCGCCGAUUUUUGCAACGCGCUCAAUACACUGCAGCUCGAGCACGCGCGUGUGGCGGUGGUGGCCACCGUUGUGGACACGGCCAGGCUGGUCCCUCGCGUGCGGCAGUGCUUUCAGGACGAAAUUGACAUGGAGCUCACGGCGCUUCCAUUCCGCCAGCGCUUACUCCGGUCGUUGUUCCCGCCGUAUCCAGAUGCCAGCGCCAUCGCGUCGGUGAACGCGAUCUUGAUGCAGCAUGGUCAACAGCCUGGCGACAUCGUGUCGUAUGUGCGGCGCGCCAUUGCAAACGCCGUGGCGGAGACAGGCACUUGGCAUGCCACGUUAUCACCGGUUGACUUGGUCACGUCAUUUCGUGCGGACCCGGCCAAGUCGCCAUCAUCCUCCACCACAGCGUCCGCCGUGACGUUACCGAAUGUGUCGUGGCGAGACAUUGGAGGCGCCGACGCCGUCAAGCAGACCCUGCAAGAAAUGGUCGUAUGGCCAUUCGAGAAACCCGAGGUGUUUGAUCGGAUGGGGAUUACUCCGCCCAUCGGGCUUCUGCUGUUUGGCCCUCCAGGCACGGGAAAAACGAUGCUCGCCAAGGCAGCUGCAGCGGCCACGAUGUGCAACUUCAUGAACGUCACUGCGACCGACUUGAUCUCGUCAGAGUUUGGCGACAGCGAGAAAGCAGUGGCCCGCGUCUUCGACACGGCCCGCGCCAUGAGUCCAUGCAUUGUGUUUUUCGACGAAUUCCAGUCCAUGUUUGCCACCCGGUCGUCUGCGGGCCAGGUGCUCGACACGUUUUCGUAGAGGUUUGACAAAGGCCAUUGACGUGUGGUAGAUGGGGUCCCGCAUGGCGUCGCAGCUGCUCCAGGAAAUCGAUGCCCUCCGCGCGCUGCGGCACCAAAACGCCUCGGAGCAUUAUGUGUUUGUCCUGGCGGCGACCAACUGCGUCGACGCCAUCGACGACGCAUUCUUGCAGCCUGGUCGGUUUGAGCACGUCGUGCAUGUGGGCCACCCCGACGCCGCGGGUCGCCGGCAAAUCCUGGACCUCGUGCGGUCGAAAAUGCCGUGGGACGAACAUGUCGACGUCGACGAUCUCGUAGCAGACACGGAAGGCUUGAGCGCGGCGGAACUAGUGUCCGUUGCCCGCAUGGCAGCGGUGCUGGCGCUGGCAAACGAUGAGGCAAGUGUAUCGAUGGACCAUUUGCGCCAAGCCCUCAUCACAACGUUGGAGCGGUACCAUGCCACGUACGCAGGAUAAAUGUCCCUCCGAGUCCUAUUCAGUCACGAGCGUACCACACGCCCCUUUCGUCCCACAAUCGUGUCUUGACGGAAUCGUCGUGGCGACGAUUUUGUUUGAACGAACCCACCCUGCUUGGCUGCAA
Molecule: messenger RNA, 2448 nt
Organism: Aphanomyces invadans
Lineage: Eukaryota; Oomycota; Saprolegniomycetes; Saprolegniales; Verrucalvaceae
Exons: 10
Coding region: 53-1870 (605 amino acids)
Molecular function (GO): ATP hydrolysis activity; ATP binding
Source: RefSeq, a predicted model, not a curated record